UGCGGAAGUAGAGAACUCGAACACACUGCGGUGAAUAUUUCACUGAGAGAGGACGUUAAAGCUUCUAUAACGCUGCAUUUAUUUAUUUAUUUUUAAUUUGCAGUGUAGUUAGUGUAUCUGGAAAAUGUAGUUGCCAGCAGGGAAAUUUAUAAUAGCUCCAAACCGGAUUUUCAGUGUUUAAAGAGAGUAAAGUUUCGCAGUAACGUCGCGACUGUGAUGGCUAAUAAUAAUUUACAGAAAGCCAUUGACUUGGCCACCAAAGCUUCAGAGGAGGACAAGGCCAAAAACUACAAGGAGGCUUUGCGUCUCUAUGAGCAGUCUAUUCAAUACUUUCUACAUGUGGUGAAGUAUGAGGCUCAGGGUGAAAAAGCGAAGCAAAGCAUCAGGGCGAAAUGUGCAGACUAUCUGGACAGAGCUGAGCAGUUGAAGGCAUAUCUGAAAAAGGCAGAAAAGCAGCCACCUGCCAAGCCUGUCAAAGUGAACAGUGACAAAGGGAAUGACAGUGAUGACGGUGAUAAUUCAGAGAAGAAGAAAUUGCAGAAUCAACUUCAAGGUGCCAUUGUUAUGGAGAAGCCAAACAUUAAGUGGACUGAUGUUGCUGGCUUAGAAGCAGCCAAAGAGGCGCUGAAAGAAGCAGUCAUUCUACCCAUUAAAUUUCCCCACCUUUUCACAGGAAAGAGAACUCCAUGGAGAGGGAUCUUGCUUUUUGGCCCUCCAGGUACAGGGAAAUCCUACCUGGCUAAAGCAGUGGCCACUGAGGCCAACAACUCAACCUUCUUCUCCAUCUCCUCUUCUGAUCUGGUGUCCAAAUGGCUGGGAGAGAGUGAGAAACUGGUAAAGAACCUUUUUAGCUUGGCUAGGGAAAACAAACCUUCUAUCAUCUUCAUUGAUGAGAUCGACUCUCUGUGUGGCUCAAGGAGUGAUAACGAGAGUGAAGCAGCUCGCCGAAUAAAGACAGAGUUCCUGGUUCAGAUGCAAGGUGUUGGAAAUAAUAAUGAGGGAAUUCUGGUGCUUGGAGCAACCAAUAUACCUUGGACUUUAGAUUCUGCCAUCAGAAGAAGGUUUGAGAAGCGUAUUUACAUCCCACUUCCUGAGCAACAUGCACGAUCAUUCAUGUUCAAGCUCAACCUCGGUACAACCCCCAACAGCCUCACUGAUGAUGACUUCAUCACGCUGGGACAGAAGACUGCACACUAUUCAGGUGCCGACAUCAGCAUCAUCGUCAGGGACGCUCUCAUGCAGCCCAUUCGUAAAGUACAAUCGGCCACUCACUUCAAAAAGGUCCGUGGAAAAACUUGGAAGAACCAGGAUGAAAUAGUGGAUGACCUAUUGACCCCUUGCUCUCCAAGUGACCCAAAUGCAAUAAAGAUGACAUGGGUAGAUGUGGAAGCUGAUAAACUGCUGGAGCCCAUCGUCAGCAUGGAGGACAUGCUCAGGUCACUGGAAAAAACCAAGCCCACUGUGAAUGACGAAGACCUAAAGAAGUUAGUGAAGUUUACUGAGGACUUUGGCCAAGAAGGCUAGCUACACAGCAAAAACUUUUAAAAAUGAUUUUUACAUUCCAUUUUAUCUUUCUACUCAGAGUUUAUUAUAAAUACUUUUGUAAUAAUGGCCACUCUUUGUGGAAUAUAAGCUACAUAAUGUAGCCUGUUGAACUGUCUGCCUACCUGAUAUGGUGUUAAGAGGGAACUAAGUUCACUUAUUUAUUGUAUGUGGAGGUUACUGGUGGGAAAAUUAAGCUGUUAUUUUUUUUUCUCUCUCUCAGCACUAACUGCAUCUACUGUACAUGUACAGGACAUGCACUUGGUUGCCAGUUUAUUAAGUACACCUACUUUACGUUAACUCAUCAGACAUUUUAUCAGGUACACUGACCAAAUGGGUCUCUUUGUCAUAGAGGUGCACAUUGGGACUGGGAUCCUGUGGACCAAAUAGAAAUGCCAGAGGAGCAGGAAAUUUUUUCAGUUUUGUGAAAUUUCUUCUUUGUCUGAAAAACCACUUCAUGCCAGCAUAACUUUUUUUUUUUUUUGCAACAUGAUUUAAAAAAAAAUCACUUGUUUACAUUACUUGUUUUUUAGUUUGUGACCUUUUGGUCCCAAAGCUGCCUCUUGAACCUUUAGGCCAUGGCUUCCUACUGUAGACUGUUCUGUGUGAAGAGCUGCACAGGGCAGCAGUAAGAGAGGCAAUAGUCCAAAUUUGGACAAAACGGAUCACCAUAUUUUGCCAUUCAAUAGAUAAAUAUGUGAACAGUGGCUAUAAAAACUACAGUUAUGUUACAUGGCAGUUUACUUUUUGCUCGCUUUUGUUGGUGCUGGCCCCCCGAGUAUUUUAGGGCAAGAUGCACAUACUACGGUGGCCAUUUACGUUGAUGGAUGGGGUAGAGGAAGCUGGCAAAUGGUAGGUUUUUAAUUACUGUCUGUAGCCCAUCUGUUGCUGUGCACAGAGUGACCUGUAUUUCAUAUGUUUUAAAUUUAAAUGUUCACUGUGUGUAGCUCCAUGGAAGGUGUUCUUAAUAAUUUGACAACCAAGUGUGUGUUCAUAUGUUCGUCCUGGUAUCUUAUGUUAAUUAUUGCAGCUUUCAAAAUGCUUUUUAAAUUAUUGUGACUUAAUGGAUGUUGCUGACAUGUAUGUUUAAUUGUGUGCAAUACCAACAUAGUGUAUGGGCUCAUGGAUGCUCAUAGACCCAUAUGGUGUUUGGGUUGGGUUUUUUUGGGGGGUCUGUGCAGUCGUUCCACACAAGCAUUGCAUGCUAAAAAUUUUCAGCACUGCUUUACACCUUGUGUCUGAAUCACUUUAUGCCUCUCGGUUACAUUUAUACUCCUGUGCCUGACUGAUGCAUCUAUCAGACUUUUUUUUUUUUUUUUUUAAAUCCUGAGUCUGUAAAGACCCAUUCCCUCUUACCACCAGUAACUCAACUAACUCCAUUAACCACUAUUUGUACUUAAAAGGAUAAUUGCAUAUAAUCGCCUGCCAGUAUACAACUCUUUUUCAGUUCAUUGCACUGUAACAGCUGAUUUGCAAUACAGUACCUCCUAUAAUCGACUGCACAUUCAUACAUAUUGCAGUUUAUAAUGUAUAUUCAGCUCAACAAGCACAUCCAAAUCAGCUCUAUUUAGUUUCUUAUUCUGUACAUAUUGAAAAUAGGCUUUAUUGUACGUAUACCUAUUUGCAUAAUAUUUCCUGUGCAUAAUAGAAAAUUAAAAAAAAAUAUAUAUGUAGUAAUUAUUAACACAAUCAAUAAAUAUCUACACAAUGUUAUGUCCUAUCCAAAGUACACUUCUCAUAACUCACUGUAGUAAAAUACAGAAUCAAGUACUAUAAUGGACUCAUAAUGGAUAAUGGUGAAAUAUGUAAUAAAUUUAGUUACCAUGGUAACCAUAUUCAA
Neoarius graeffei (lesser salmon catfish) is the source of this 3382-nucleotide messenger RNA. RefSeq names its product vacuolar protein sorting-associated protein 4B-like. The transcript has 11 exons. NCBI's taxonomy places the organism in Eukaryota, Metazoa, Chordata, Actinopteri, Siluriformes, Ariidae. Gene Ontology annotation, molecular function: ATP binding; ATP hydrolysis activity. The coding region runs from base 217 to 1524 and encodes 435 amino acids. The record is from RefSeq and is a predicted model, not a curated record. Gene Ontology annotation, biological process: endosomal transport; vacuole organization.